CGCCUCUGGAAUAAUCAUGAGCCUUUAUGCGAUUGUUAUUCCAUACUUGGGGUCGACUGGCAGGGUGUUGAUGGUGCUCCAGAAUUGCAUAACCGCGCCGUUCGUAAGCCUUUCAAUGCUAGGUCUGGCGUUUCCCUGUGUUGACACCAAGGCGGCUGUAAUAGCUGCUACCAUCGGAUGUAUCUGGCAAUGCGGAUACACCGUAGUCAACAUGAUGUACGGUGCCGGCCCUCCAAGAAUGGCGGCUUCGUUGGAUGGCUGUGAUGCGGAGGAGUUUGCCGUCUCGCUGACGCACAGCAACGUAUCUACGCCAUACGCCCAAGUACGGAACGAAGCGGCUGUGGUAAUGAUUUCUACUUACUGGAACAACCUCUUGUGCACGACGGUGACAAUUUUUAUAGGACUGCUUCUUAGCAUAAUUACGGAUGGCCACAAGCAGUACAAGAAAAACUUGCACCUCACAAGCGCCUGGUUCCUGGAAAAAUGGGUGAUUCACGGAUUCAUUCCCCGAAGCGAAAUUAUUGAGCUGAGUGAAGUGAAGGAGGAAGCGCUACUGCAACAUGGUGCGGAAAAAUACAGUGAUAUCCAAGAAGGCAAUAUGUGAGCUUCUGGGAAAGCUGAUCGAAUAUGGAUAAUAUUUUUGUUGACUGUUUUGAAAAUACAUAUUAUUCCAACGUAAAA
Molecule: messenger RNA, 681 nt
Organism: Dermacentor andersoni
Lineage: Eukaryota; Metazoa; Arthropoda; Arachnida; Ixodida; Ixodidae
Source: RefSeq, a predicted model, not a curated record